AUGAUAAUUCGAAUCUAAGAUGUAAGGAACAAAACUCUUGUUGUCGAGCGAAUGUUGUUGUCGAGCGAGAAUAAAAAAAGUUUAUGUUGUUGCCAGAAAAAUUUGUAAUAAAGAAGAAAACGUACCAUGAUAUAACGUCAAAAGAGAACUGAUUGGAAAUGUGUCACACAAUUGCAGCUAGCUGUACAUUUUCAUUUUGUUUUCUUUGGGAUGAAGUGAAGUUUGGUAAUCGAAGUAAAAAACUGAUUGGACUUUUAUUCAUUUUGUUUUCUUUGGGAUGAAGUGAAGUUUGGUAAUCGAAGUAAAAAACUGAUUGGACUUUUAUUCAGAGACGCUAGCUAACUGAGAAAGCCAAAGAAAGGCAGUUGUGUUGUUUAGUUUAUCUGGUAAAGAGAUAAGUUAGAAAGGAUCUGGGCGCUAAUAUCAAUGAGAAAGUCAGACUACAUACAAUGCGAUUGAACAGUUUUCCUUUGACUCUUCUUUUGUUUGUGCAUCAAUGCAACAAACCACGAAUAACAACCAGGCUUUAUUAACCUUUUUCGACUUUUAUUUUUAAGUCCUAUGGAAAGCCACCUGCCGGAUUUAUAAGAAGAAGAAAUAAGAAAGAAAGAAAGAAUAUAUAUUUUCCCAAACGUGCAUUAAUUUAAAAUUCCUUUUUUAUAUUGAGCGAAGAAGAAAUUUUGAUUUGCUAUCCUAUAUGUCAGGUUGUAAUGAAGCUACGAAGGAAAACUGGUAGAAUAACACAUGAUACAAAUCUAAAAUGGUAGAUACAGUUAAAUAUGGGUUAAAAUGUUUACUGUUUUAUUUCUCGAUAGAAGUAUGUAUGGCGUAUAAUGUUACAAUUCUUUAUGAUAAAUGUUUCGAAAAAGACAUUAAAUAUUUGCGCUCUAGUUUAGCACUUAACAAUUUAACAUUGAGCAAUGUUAGAUACAGAGAGGUAUCAAAAAAUGAUACUUUACAGAACUUGACAAAGUUGAUGUUCAGUGAAAACGAUUUUAUUUUCUCAUUUUUUAAAAGACACGCACCGGCAGGUGAUUUACAAAGAAAUCAUGUGGCAUUUGGCACAUCUUUGUUUGAGCUAGGUGCAUGGGUCAAUAAUACGGAAUUCGCAUCGUGCAUUAAGUACACGCAGUCAUACAGAAGUAUUUUGAUUUCACUAGUUUACAGUGUCUUUUUAAAAGGUGUUGUAUUAAUAUCGGAUGAAAGUCAUUGCUCAAAACACUUCUCAGACAAUCUCAUGAAGGACCUUCGCAAGGCUGAAAGAAACAAUAAAGUCAAUCUAAAUUUACACCAUGUAAAGUUAACGUUGCAUCCAAGACACAGAGAGGAGUUAAAAGAACAGUUUUAUAUCUUGAAAACAUCUGAAGUAAGUUUAGUUAUACUGUUGAGUGCUCAUGAGAACAUGCAAGAUGUUUUUCGUCAUGCUAGCUAUUUUGAUUUAACUGGUCCCGCUCAAGUUUGGCUAAUACCAAACUACAAGGAUGGAGUGUCUUCAUCGUUUAUUCCUUUGAGAAUAAUCUCCUUCUCGGAGGAUGAAGAUGAUAUUAUAGUCCGCCCGUACAUGAAGUUAACGACCACUAUACCUCGGUUGCUGGCGAUGUACGAUGGAUACAUGAAUACAUGCAUAGCUUCUCACCCCUCGUGUAUACUUUCGAAGUUAUAUGAAACAAUUCAACUGAACGAGCAUUACGUGGAAGAAGAGCUGCACAUGACAGUACGCUAUCGCAAUCUUGCCGAAGGAGACUAUUGGACGUCGGUUCAUGCUGAGCUCAAAAAGAAUCAAUUUAUUAUUCAACACAACACUAUCCCAAUAUUGAGGUCUGUUUCUGGUGACAAAGUUCGAAGGUUUUUGCGUGCUGUUACGAUACUUGAUAGCCCAUACACGAUCGAAGAAACUCAUAUGCUCGAUCCAGUCCAGCAGUCAUGUAAAGUUGGAAUCAUAUGUCGGAAACCAGUUUCUGUUGCUGGCAAUAAAAGUGUACAUUACGAAGUGACGUGUUGCGUUGGUUUUGUUAUUGAGUUUUUCCAAAUACUAAUCGAAGAACUCAAUCUUGACAUCGACAUGUAUAUCGUAGAGGAUGGCAAAUAUGGUAUAUAUCAAGACGGAGAAUGGAAUGGUUUGAUCCGCGACGUUGAAAGCGGGAAAGCAGAUAUUGCCGUGGCUGGUUUGACAAUAACUGGUGAACGAUCAAGAUUUAUUGAUUAUACAGUCCCGUACAUGGAGGCUCAAAUGGGUAUUCUUGUAAAACCACAAAUUGUUAGACUGGAAUUCUUAAAUUGGGAUUUUAUAGCCCCUCUGUCGGGAGAACUGCAGCUAACCCUAUGGGUGGUAGUUGUGGGUGCAAUGGUGUUAAAUUAUAUUUUUGAGAACAAUCUAUACGCGUUGAGCUUGACUGAUUGUAAGUUUAAAUUUCUCAAGUAUUACCCAACGUUUGAAAGUAUGACCUAUAUAAGCGGAGUGACGCUACAGAGAGAUCUUGGUGGUGUGAAUCCAGUUCGAGCCGGAGCAAGAGUGUCAGCCAUUGUGUUUGCAUUUGGUAUGGUAAUCGUAGUAACGACGUAUACAGCAGUUUUAGCUGCACAAAGCGUCCAAAACCAAGAGAAGAAUCCUUUCCUAGGAUCAAAAGACCCAAGGAUGAGAAAUCCAACUAGCGAAUUUACCUUCGGGACUAUAAAAAGUAGCAGUUAUGAAAGUUUCUUUCAAAAUGGCGAAACAGAGAUAUUGAAACGCAUGGGUAACUUCAUGAAACCUUACAAUGUGAAGAAUACUGAAGAAGGAUUUCAAAGAGUUAGUAAUGGGUCAUUAGAUGCCAUGAUUAAUGACUACCAAUUCUUAUAUUAUUACUUGUCACGUGAUCGCACUUGUCAACUCCGUUUGGUUCGAGAUUCUCUAUUGGAAACAGGUUUCGCGUUUGGAAUUAGAAGAGGACAAAGUGUGAAGUUGCUGUUGGAUGCAAUUGUACUAAAACACGUCGAACAAGAAACGUUAGUCCAAUUGCAAAAGAAAUGGUUUCCAAGUAUAUGCCAGCCUUCAUUAGCGAUGGAGAACCACAAGCUGUCAAUUAACCAUUUUGGAGGGCUUAUUAUGCUACUCAUCUCAACAGCUUUUUCAGCAGUCUUGCUAUUAUAUCCUGAGCGCAUAUAUUACAAAUAUAUUGACAAAUAUAUAUCACGAAAACUUGAAAAUAUAUUGGGUGAACACUACAGAAAGACUAACCAAAGCCAUCCUGAAACGUUGACUUUAGACAGGUCACUUGUUCAGAAUGACGUCACUCCUGUUAUGUUUCGGUAUAAUCCGGAAUCAACAGGAGAUAUUAAGUCGACGAAAAAAACAAUUAAUAAUGGUUUAAUACAUUAGUACUCUUUAAGCAACAUCGUACACAUCUUUGCAAGUUUCAAGUUUCAAGUUUGUAACCACAAUCCAUAGUCAGUAUCAGGCGAAUAAAAAUUUUAGUCGACAAAUAA
Molecule: messenger RNA, 3465 nt
Organism: Hydractinia symbiolongicarpus
Lineage: Eukaryota; Metazoa; Cnidaria; Hydrozoa; Anthoathecata; Hydractiniidae
Product: glutamate receptor ionotropic, NMDA 2B-like
Exons: 7
Coding region: 761-3358 (865 amino acids)
Biological process (GO): synaptic transmission, glutamatergic; modulation of chemical synaptic transmission
Cellular component (GO): postsynaptic membrane; plasma membrane
Molecular function (GO): transmitter-gated monoatomic ion channel activity involved in regulation of postsynaptic membrane potential; glutamate-gated receptor activity
Source: RefSeq, a predicted model, not a curated record